UGCAGCACGGCCUUGGAUAAACUGACAUGUAGGCGUUGGACAUUUGAAAAUGCUACUGGGACUUUAGCUUCUUUUUUUUAUUAUUAUUGUUAUUAUCAUUUGUUCAUUUAUGUGUGUGCUGCUCAGAAGUUUCUUUUGUGUCACGGGAAUGCCAACUCUGGUUCAGCAUGCCGCACUGUGCAAAUCGACGCAGCUGUUGAGGCCUUAAAGCUGAGACGUAGACUCUUACUACAGAAGACCUGCCGUUUUCAAUCCACACCUGGGAUCCAGGAGACUGCAGCAACACUAAGAGCAACUCACGUCUCUUCAGGAGGAUUAUGCCAUUAUAGCUGACAACUUGAGCUUUUCCAGCAAACGACAGCUACAAGGCAAAGUCACUCCUGGUCCCUUUACGCGCGACAGGUAUCAUGGAUGACCCCUAUCAGAACAAUGUGAACCAGCAGGGCGGAGAUUACACCUACACCCAGGACGGCGGAGGUCAAGAUGGCUACCCUUAUCAGACGGACUACCCUCCGCAGGACGAGGACGCCGCCAGCGAUGCCACCGAAGGGGCAGAUGAGGAUGAACAAAUGUACGAGGGGGAGUACCAGGGAAUCCCCCACCCCGACGAGAUCAAGGAGGCACGAAGAGCGGCUCGGAUGGAGGCCAAGAGGAAAGCCCGUCAGGCUGUCCAACAAGAUGAGGAGGAGGAAAAUCUCCCAGAGCAGUACGAGACCAUCAUGGAGGACUGUGGCCAUGGACGCUUCCAGUGGAUGCUCUUUGCCGUGCUGGGCCUGGCACUUAUGGCUGACGGUGUGGACGGCUUUGUGGUGGGCUUCGUUCUGCCCAGUGCAGAGAAGGACAUGUGUAUAUCCAACGCGGACAAAGGGUUGCUAGGUCUGCUGGUCUACGUGGCCAUGAUGGUGGGAGCACUGGUGUGGGGCGGCCUUUGUGAUAAAAUGGGCAGGAGGAAGUGUCUAAUCUACGUCCUCACCAUCGACCUGGUCUUCUCCUUCCUGUCCUGUUUCGCUCAGGGCUAUGGCUUCUUCCUCUUCUUCAGGUUCUGCUCUGGCUUUGGAAUUGGCGGCGCCAUCCCGAUUGUGUACACCUACUUUGCCGAGUUCCUGCAGAUGGAUAAACGGGGAGAACAUCUGAGUUGGCUCUGCAUGUUCUGGAUGCUGGGAGGCCUGUACGCCUCCUUCACUGCCUGGGGAAUCAUUCCUCACUAUGGCUGGGGCUUUGCCAUCGGUACAGAGUUCCAGAUACACAGCUGGAGGCUGUUCAUUCUGGUGUGUCUCUUCCCCGCUCUGGCCGCCCUCAUCGGAGUCGUCUUCAUGCCGGAGAGCCCCCGUUUCCUGCUGGAGAACGCCCGACACGACGAGGCGUGGAUGAUCCUGCGACAGGUUCACGACACCAACUGGAAAGCCAAGGGGGAGCCAGAGAGAGUGUUCACUGUGACCAACAUUAAGACUCCUCAAACCCAGGAUGACGAGUUCAUAGAGAUCCAGAGCGACACUGGAACUGCCUUCCAGCGCUGGACCGUCCGACACGUGACCAUGUUGCAGCAGGUCAUGGCCAAUGUGAUGUCUCUAUCAGCUCCAGAGCUCAGGCUUCAAGGACUCUUCCUGGUUAUUGUCUGGUUCUGCUUGGCCUUCAGCUACCACGGGCUGGGAGUGUGGUUCCCUGAUAUGAUCAAGUACAUGCAGUAUGAGGAGUACGAGUCCAAGGUCCGAGUGUUCCAUCGAGAACGCGUGGAGCGCUUCCACUUUAACUUCUCUCUGGUCAACCAGAUCCACAGAGAGGGAGAGUACAUCCAUGACAAGUUUGCAAACAUUGAAAUUAAAUCCGUCAAGUUCGAGGACUCACUCUUUGAGAACUGUUACUUUGAGGACGUCAAAUCGACCAACACCUUCUUCGAGAACUGCACCAUCAAAGAUACUGUCUUUUAUAACACAGACCUCUGGCAGGAAAAGUUCAAAGACUGUCGAAUGGAGAACACCACCUUCCUCCACCCGAAGAAAGGCUGCCACCUGAACUUCCAGGAGGAGAACGACAUCGUCAUCUACCUGGUCAGCUUCCUGGGCAGUUUGGCAGUGCUGCCGGGCAACAUCGUCUCAGCGCUGUUCAUGGACAAGAUAGGAAGAAUCCGAAUAAUAGGUGGUUCCAUGCUGGCAUCGUCGGCCUGCACUUUCCUGCUGCUGCUAAGUUUCAGUCAAGGAGCAGUGAUAUGUUGGCAGUGUCUCUUCUACGCCGUCAGUGUGGCAGCAUGGAAUGGACUGGAGGUCAUUUCCGUGGAGCUCUACCCCUCUGCUAAAAGAGGGACGGCGUUCGGCAUCCUGAACGGGAUCUGCAAGUUCGCGGCCAUCAUCGCCAGCUUCAUCUUCGCAGCCUUCAUCGGCAUCACAAAGAUCAUCCCCAUCUUCCUGGCCUUCGCCGCCCUGGUCUGCGGAGGUCUGCUGGCUCUCAAGCUGCCCGAGACUCGGGAGAAGAUACUCUCUUGAAAAGGCCAAAGUCCUGCAGCCUCCCGGGCCCCAGACACAGUAUAACCAUAGGGGAAACAUGUUGUGAGGGAUGUAUCGGAUUAAACCGAAAUAGAAAGAGGAGAAAGAGGAGGCCACGUUGUGUUUAAGAGUCUGUCAUGGUUAUAUGAUUAAAAAAGCGUCGAAAACCCGUCUGGUUGCCUACAUGAACCUGUGGUUGCUUCCUGUUCCUUCUGCAAGCUCCUCAGGCAGCCCAGCAUUUCUGUGACACCAUAUAAUACUAGUCUUUGUCAUCCUCUAGCCCUGUCCCAUCCUCUAUUCACAAACAGCGUAGCAGCAUUUGUUUUGUUUGAGGUCUGUGUAAAAGAUUAAUAUGAGAUGAAACUGUGUCUGUACUUGAAAGGUGAUGUAGUUCAUGUUACCAUGUUGUGCUUUGAUUUCAUUCCUUCUUGGAGAAAGAGAGAGGACUUCUAGUGAUAACUUGAAUUGGGUUAGAAUCCUGUUGUAUUCACUGCCGAGGCUCAGCAGCGAUAUUGCUACUACCACCACCACCACUACUACUGCUGCUGUUACUGCUGCUGUUGUUGUUGUUCAGAGAAAACACCUCUAUUGUUCCCCCGGUCUUUAUUUGUUCUACACUGUCCUGUGGUAUCUAGUAGUUUUCUUAAUUCAUUGCUCAGUUUGUUCUCUCUUCUUAUAAACCUGGACCAAUCAUUGAUUAAGUGUAGGAGAUUUUCUGUCUUUCUUUCUUUCUUUCUUUUUUUUUUAAAUUGAAUCCACUCCAGUUCAUUUCUCACAACUGAUCCAAAUCCAUCCUGGCUGGAUUUUCCUCCUUGUAUGUCGUCUUGUCAUCGACUCUGAGGCUUCAUGUGUGUCCUCGAUGAUAGAUCUGUGUUUAGUAGGUGGUGAAAAUGUAGAAUCAGAGUGUUGUCUGUCACUUUUUUGCCAUGUCAAAGUGUAAGGAACUGAUGUUUCAUCUGUUUUACCGUUUUUGUUUUUUUUUCUAAGUGAAUGAUACAAAACUGUGAGAUUAGAUGUUUUGAUAUGAUGCUCUCGUUUCAACGUUGUGAUGAAGAACUGAUUUGCAGAACCCGCUGCAUCUCCGACUUGACGCGUGUCAAGAUUUCUAAGGAGCAUGACCGAGCCGUGUGUGCGUGUGUGUGUGUGGUUGUUGUCCACAGGUCUGUGAAUUUAGUGAAACACGACAGUCUGACUACCAACGCUGUAUUUGUUGUUGUACAUAUAGAACUGUGUAUAUUAGCUGUAACAUAAUAGCUGCGUCACGACUUGAAUAAAGCAGAGGGCUCGUG
Mugil cephalus (flathead mullet) is the source of this 3769-nucleotide messenger RNA. It is a transcript of the gene sv2ba, whose product is annotated as synaptic vesicle glycoprotein 2Ba. Gene Ontology annotation, cellular component: membrane. Bases 408 to 2480 code for a protein of 690 amino acids. The record is from RefSeq and is a predicted model, not a curated record. Gene Ontology annotation, molecular function: transmembrane transporter activity. Lineage: Eukaryota; Metazoa; Chordata; Actinopteri; Mugiliformes; Mugilidae. The transcript has 13 exons. Gene Ontology annotation, biological process: transmembrane transport; chemical synaptic transmission.